This is a messenger RNA of Alosa sapidissima (American shad), 3973 nucleotides long. RefSeq names its product growth arrest-specific 7b (gene gas7b). The coding region runs from base 415 to 1839 and encodes 474 amino acids. Gene Ontology annotation, cellular component: plasma membrane; cytoplasm; actin filament. Gene Ontology annotation, molecular function: actin filament binding. Gene Ontology annotation, biological process: actin filament polymerization; neuron projection morphogenesis. The record is from RefSeq and is a predicted model, not a curated record. The transcript has 14 exons. NCBI's taxonomy places the organism in Eukaryota, Metazoa, Chordata, Actinopteri, Clupeiformes, Clupeidae.
UAAACAACAACAGAGACAGCGCCUCGAGGUAUUAUUUUGGCAACAUGCAGCUGGGUCCAACCCACCAACUUGCGCGGUCUGCGACACAUGAAACAACAUCAGUCGGCUGGAGUGUACUGCCCCGCUAUGUCAUUCAGUGUGGCGUAAGGCAAGGAAGGGUUGGCUUAGUGGAAAGAGUUCUUCAUACACACAAACACGCUCAUUCACUCACUGGUGAGGCAACGCUCAGCGUAGGUCGCACUUAUGCUGUGACAGAAAUAGUGACAUUAGAAUCGUCAGAAAAUUAAAAGAAAACCAGGGGAUUAAUACUGUUAUCACUGACUGCAUUUGGUCAGACACAACUGCCCCAGGACGUUAAUCUGGUUUAAGGAUAGACUUUCCCGGACAGCAGGGACUCAACAGUGAAAGUUUGCCAUGUCUGGAUCUUAUUGUAAAAGUUUGUAUGCCUUCAGCGGAGAGCAACACCAGCUUGGUUUGAGAUUCGAGGCGGGGGAAAUUAUAAAAAUUACUCAAGCUUUGUCCGGCGGAUGGUGGGAAGGAGAAAAGGAUGGAGUGAGAGGAUGGUUUCCCUCAAGUUACGUUCAGGUCUUGGAGAGGUCUGCCUCCAUGACUGUGCUACCUUGUGACGACCCCAACCAGUUGCCCCUGCCCCGAGACUGGAAGUGCUACAUGUCUCCUCAAGGAAGAAAAUACUACGUCAACACCGUCAGUAACGAGACUCAGUGGGAGAGACCUUCCAGCACCCCGGGCACUCCGAAGACUCCCGUACGGCACAAGAACUCUCUUCCAACAGUGAAUGGAUUCCACUCAAGUGGAAGCCCAUUGCAUCAUUUGGAACAGACCCACAAUCACACACGCAAACACAGUAUGGACCAGAGUCCCACGUCCACUUCGCCCACCACUAAACAGCAGGACAAGGACACAACUAUCACGAUCAACUGUGUGACAUUCCCACUGCCUCUGAACAUGGCUGAGCAGCAGUUACUGAAACCGGAUGAGUGGAGCUACUGUGACUAUUUUUGGACAGACAAGAAGGACCCCCAGGGGAAUCCGUCGGUCUCCGGCUUCGAGGUGCUGCUCCACAAACAGCUCAAGGGCAAACAGAUGCAGAAGGAGAUGGCCGAGUUCAUACGCGAGAGAAUCAAGAUUGAGGAGGAAUACGCCAAGAAUCUCUCCAAGCUGUCGCAGAUUCCCUUAGCCGCGCAGGAAGAAGGCACUCUGGGAGAGGCCUGGGCCCAGCUGAAGAAGAGCCUGGCCGACGAGGCCGAAGUUCACCUCAAGUUCUCCUCCAAGCUGCAGAGUGAGGUGGAGAAGCCCUUCCUCACCUUUCGUGACAACUUCAAGAAGGACAUGAAGAAGUUCGACCACCACAUCGCCGACCUCAGAAAACAGCUAGCCAGCCGUUACGCUGCCGUCGAAAAGGCCCGAAAGGCCCUCGCAGACCGACAGAAAGAUCUAGAAGUCAAGACCCAGCAGCUGGAAAUCAAGCUGAGCUCCAAGAUCGAGGAGGACAUUAAGAAAGCUCGCAGGAAAUCCACGCAAGCAGGAGAUGAGCUGAUGAAAUGUGUGGACCUUUACAAUCAGUCUCAGUCCACAUGGUUUGAAGAGAUGGUCACCACGAGCUUGGAACUGGAGAGGCUGGAGGUAGAGAGAGUGGAGAUGAUCCGACAGCACCUGUGUCAGUACACAACAUUGCGGCACGAGACGGAUAUGUUCAACCAAAGCACAAUAGAGCCAGUGGACAAGCUGCUACAAAGCGUCGAUCCAGCCAAAGACCGAGAGCUGUGGGUGAAGGAGCACAAGACAGGAGAAGUCCGACCUGUGGACAUGCAGAUAUGACCCCCCUACACACACACACACACACACACACACACACACACACACACACACACACACACACACACACACACACAUUAUGAAGGCAGGAGCCUUUAAGUGUACUGUUGGAACAUAAACUCGGUGGAAGACUCUCCUGAUGCAUGAUUUACGGGACGAUGAGAUAAAGCCGCUUGUGGAAGGUGCUGGUCUGUGGGAGGGUCAAAUCCAACACUUCUGCCGCCAAAGUUCGAUUACGUGUUAUUGGCUGAAGUGUUUGAUUACCCGCCCCUCUUUGAGACUGUGAUGUUCCCAAGGCACUGGAGGGUUCUACAGGGAACAUUUUGGGCACAACCAUAUCCAAGGAAUUCCACUCAGAAGAAAGGACUGCUCUCAAAUAAGAAGGAACGCUACAAAAUCCGGAUACGCUCUAAAUAUAUAAAUACGAACAACUAUGCGUCUUUGUACAGCUUAGAGGAUUGAAAAAGGUUAAGAGACUAUUUUCCUGAUGCUAUGAAUAUAUACAUAUAUAAUGAUAGUGUAACACUUUGCUUAUUCAUUCAAAAGUCUUACAAACUUACUAGCUGCUGCUAAACUGAAAUUAAGUGAACAGAAAUAUUUUUUAAGAAUCAUGCACCCCGCUUGCCAAGUCACUUCAGAGGUCACCUUACCUUACGCCUGCCACAAACACAGUUAUGAUAUGAAGUUCCCAAAUUGAGUUAUUGCCUUCUAAACAUCUCAUUUUCCAUUUCAGUAUGUCUUAAAAUACUUUGGCCACUUGUGAUGCAUCGGUCUAUGUGUGUAUAUGUCAUUCAAAGGUAACAACUGUGGAAAAGAACUGAUCUGUUGUUGCCGCAUCAUGGCACCAGUUUAGCCACUGUAGCUUGUCGGUGCCCACGGACAGGUCUUUGCCGUGUCAUUCACAACCCUCUUGGAUAUACAUUUAUUGUUUAACGUUAACUCUUCAAAUUGACAUUUCAAAACUGCAGUUUAUGCAACAUCCUUUUUACACUUUAAACGCUGGGCCUACAUUUAUUUCUGUGUGUUCCCUGAGAUAAAGACAUGCUUUUGAUUUUGGUUUUGAGUACUGUCAUGGCACAUCACAUGACUGUAUGGUUGCAUUCAGUAUUCUGGCGUGUGAAAUCAUCCCUUUUCACGGUUGUCUUUUGUAAAUAUAGUAUCUCGAUGUCUUAAUUUAUGUCUGGUUAAGUGCACUCUCUGCCAUGGUCAUGUCUCUAACAAUGAGUUGCCGGUUUCUUAUUCAAGUUUCUCUGUCUAACAUAAAAAAGAGAAAAUCAGUAUGAUAGAAAACAAUGAAACAAAAUGCAGUCAAACCCCUAAGAUUACAAAAUUAGAAAAUGUAGUGACAUGUUUUGUUGUUCAGUCUGAAGUAAUGAACUGUAGCGACAGCAGGGUGAUAGCGUUUACAGUGAGUAAAGCUUUAAUGAAUAUGAGAUGAAGUAUUUGACUGUGAUACUAAAUCAAGAGUAUUGAGUCUGUGUCUGGUAGGUGAGACGUUGAGUCAUCUCAUAGGAUCAUUGUACUCUCAGUACUGACUCCGUGGCUUCCAGUGAUGUCAGACUCAAGGGUCCUCUCCUAGUCAUCAUGAAGAGGAGAAGUGCCAUGGCAAAUAAUAUGUUCAGUGUUCAACUUUUUAACAAUCCCCUCAACAUCCAACCCAGUGAUCAAUUCAUUUCAGAUUUAGUUUGACAGUCUGUAAUAAGAAACAGUUUGUCACAGGAAACAGUUGGUUCAGCGGUGUGUUCAGGGGUGAGAAAAGACAAGAUGUAUAAAAUUGAAGAGGUACAGAUAAUAUAUUGAUUUUAUUUUACGCAAUGCCUAUUUUUAUACUGAAUGAAAUAACACUGUUUUCUUUCACUUCUGAUAUUUAACUGGAUCCCUUUCUUCUCUGUUUUGUGUCAAUAAAAUCAUCAGCUUGAUUUGUUCUUAAUGCCAGGUCUUGCCAUUGUACUUGUGGCUGUUUCAUGUUGAUGCCUAUUGAUGUGCAAAAGUGUUUUACCUGCAAACUGAUUCUGAUAGAAACUUAACAAUAAUAUCAUUUGAAACUGUACAUUUAAAGACAGCAAGUAGAGAAUGUUCUGCAUUCAGGUUUUGCUUUAUACUGGUGACACAAUGAUUAAAUUCAAACUUAAAACCA